Molecule: messenger RNA, 306 nt
Organism: Ostreobium quekettii
Lineage: Eukaryota; Viridiplantae; Chlorophyta; Ulvophyceae; Bryopsidales; Ostreobiaceae
Source: the annotation of a GenBank genome assembly
AUGGCGAACCCUGAGAGCCUGCUGCCUUUACUGCAGGCAUCAAUGCGCAUUGACUGUAUUCAUCAAAAUAUGCUGCGCUUGUGCUUGACAGCAUUGCCCGUUGCCGGUCACAUCCACAUAUGCUUCACCCUGCAAAGGUACAUAUGUGAAAGCCCCCAAUGUGGUUUUGUUACUGUUGUUAGCUGGACAGCCCAAAGAGACUGCCGUCUGUGCUGCAGGCCACCAUUCAAGAGAUGGAGAUGGACAGCCCAGACAUCGCUGUCCGCCUCUUCAGUUGAUGUCCUGAUUCACAUUUCUAACCAAUAG